This is a messenger RNA of Tripterygium wilfordii, 1242 nucleotides long. RefSeq names its product equilibrative nucleotide transporter 3-like. The record is from RefSeq and is a predicted model, not a curated record. Gene Ontology annotation, biological process: nucleoside transmembrane transport. The transcript has 9 exons. Gene Ontology annotation, molecular function: nucleoside transmembrane transporter activity. Lineage: Eukaryota; Viridiplantae; Streptophyta; Magnoliopsida; Celastrales; Celastraceae. Gene Ontology annotation, cellular component: plasma membrane. Bases 1 to 1242 code for a protein of 413 amino acids.
AUGACAACCAUCCAUGAAAGCAGGGCUCCUGAUCAGGUGAAGGGCAAGUAUGCAGCAAUAAUAGUUUGUUGGGUUCUUGGGGCUGGUUGCCUAUUUGCAUGGAACGUUCUUUUUACUAUACAAGAUUACUACGGUCACUUGUUCCCGAGAUACCACCCAUCAAGGCUCCUCACUCUUGCCUAUGUGCCAUUUUUUUUUGGAGUUCUUGCAGCACUUGCUUAUAACGAGGAGAAAAUCAAUACAAGGAGAAGGAACCUAAUUGGUUUUACUUUAUUCUUUAUUGGUUCUCUCUUGCUUUUAGUACUGGAUUUAGCUACUUCUGGUAAAGGAGGUCUUGGAACAUUUAUCGGAAUUUGCAUUAUUAGUAGCAGUUUUGGAGUUGGAGGUGCUUUAGCAGAAGGUGGAAUGGUUGGAGAUCUUUCCCUCAUGAAGCCUGAAUUUAUUCAAUCUUUCUCAGCUGGGUUGGCUGCAUCAGGAGUUAUAAUGUCUUCUUUGAGGUUAAUUACAAAAGCUGCUUUCAAGAAUUCUAACAAUGGGCUUCGUAAAGGAGCUAUUCUGUUCUUUGCUAUCGCUGCAUUUUUGGAGCUUGUUUGUGUUUUUCUCUAUGCGUUUAUCUUUCCAAGACUACCAAUUGUGAAGUAUUACCGCUCAAAGGCAGCCUCACAAGGAUCCAAAACUGUAUCCGCUGACCUUGUUGCUGGUGGCCUACAAGAGGUUGAGGAAGAUACAGAACAUCUGGUCCGACUGAGUGUGAAGGAACUAUUAUAUCAGAACAUUGACUAUGCACUCGAUAUAUUUCUCUCGCACCUUCUUACACUGUCAAUAUUUCCAGGAUUUAUAGCCGAGGAUACAGGAUCACACUCAUUGGGUCAAUGGUAUGUUCCAGUUCUGAUAGCGACGAAUAAUGGGUUUGAUUUUGUUGGAAGAUAUAUUCCAAUGUUGAGAUUCUUGAAAUUGGAGUCGCGAAAGGGUCUCAUGAUAUUCACUUUACUGCGUUUCUUAUUCAUACCAGCAUUCUAUUUCACAGCCAAGUAUGGUGAUCAAGGUUGGAUGAUAAUGCUCACGGCUGCCUUGGGAAUAACUCAAGGCUAUCUCAUUGUGUCUGUUCUCACUUCCGCCCCUAAAGGUUACAAGGGGCCGGAGCAAAAUGCGUUGGGAAACUUGCUUACACUGUCCCUGGCACUAGGCGUUGGUCUGGGGGUUGCAUGUGAUUUUCUGUGGCUUAUUGGGAAAGGAUGGUGA